AUGACACGCCAAUUAGGUUUUCCAACUUUCUUCAUUACACUGUCGAGUGCAGAUCUACGUUGGAAAGAAUUUAUUGAUACAUUUGUACGUCAUAGUGAAUUUGCAAUUAAGGAAUCAUAUGCAUUUGAACAAAAAGCAAAACUAUUACGAGCAAAUCCUGUUCUAGCUGCUCGUUUAUUUGAAAGACGAUUUACUUCUUUGAUGGAUUUAUUUGUGACAGGUGGAGCAUGCUGUCUAGGAAAUGUAAAAGAUUGGUUUGCUCGUAUAGAACUGCAAUUACGAGGCUCACCAUAUUCACAUAUGCCAACUUGGGUGGAAGGUGCACCUAAAUACUAUGGACCCCAAACAGAUGAAAAAACUCGUGAAGAAAUCGUUAAAUUUUGUGACAAAUAUAUUACGACACGAUUUUCUCCGUUGGAUGAAGAUGCCGAAUUACAUAAUAUUAUCAAAAAAGUACAAACUCAUUCUCGUAAUCAUUCAAAAUCUUGUUUAAAAUAUCAUAAAACUUUGUGUCGAUUUGGAUUUCCGCGGCCUGUUGCUCGACGGACUUUUAUAUGUGAGCCAAUAAAAGUUGAUAAUGAUGAUGAAAAACAACAUAGUAAAAAAGUGAAAGAAAUUUUAGCUAAAAGGAAUACAACGAUGAAUACUUUGGGAAAAGAAAAAAUGUUAUUACGGUCGGAUUUUUAUAAUCUUCUAACAAAAUAUAACUGGACCUAUGACGAGUAUGAAAGUGCUCUUCGAUUAGUUUAUACUAGAACAAUAAUAAUUCACAAAAGAGAACCUAAUGCACGAUGGGUUAAUCAAUAUAAUGAAGAAUUAUUGUGA
This is a messenger RNA of Rotaria sp. Silwood1, 825 nucleotides long. The record is from the annotation of a GenBank genome assembly. Lineage: Eukaryota; Metazoa; Rotifera; Eurotatoria; Philodinida; Philodinidae.